CAGACCUACCAGCUUGCCCGAAUGUGUAAUUCAGGCAGUCUCCAUGAGCGCGUCUGGGCUGCUUUUUUGUUUGUUGGUAAAACAGUAGAAUUCAGCUGCAGCAAGGACCCAAUAAACAGUAAUACAUCAAUAACUCCUAAUAGGAAACUAAGAGUUGCAGGACUUACUGUCUUCUGUUUCUAAGAUUGUAAAUUUUGUUUUCAAAGAAUGGCAUUGAACUGGCAAAAAAAGGGCAACUGUUUCCCUAUCAGUUUACACUGGUAAUUCAUUAUGCAUGAUACAGAAUUAGAGAGCUUAACUGAAGGUCUUUGAGAGAGGUCUCGAGCAAUACACCAUAGAAGCUUUGUAGCUAAGAUGCUGCUGUUUCUUUCCAAGCAAAAUAUAUCUCAAUCUAAAAAACCAGUUUGACAGCUUUUUUUUGUUGUUUUUUAAAAAACGUUUUUCUUUAAACAUGUUAAUUUGUUUCAAAGAACAUUGUAAAAAGAAUUGAACAUGGGCUUGAUGUCUGGAAGUCACACUUGAUACAGAGCUUUUUAUUAUCAUUUUUAAUGUCGUAAUAUGUUUGCUGCUGCAACCAAAAACUUUGUUAAACAGGUUGGUGAUGGAGGAAGACUAGUUCCAGUGCCCAGUCUCAGUGAAGCUGACAAAUACCAACCUCUAAGCCUUGUGAUUAAGAAAAGAAAAUGUUUACUUUCAAAAAAAUCUAGAUUUGCUUCAACACCUUUCACAUUAAAAGACAUUCUUCAAGGAGAGAAAGAAAUUUCUGCAGGUGUCUCAUCUUACCAGUUGCUCAACUAUGAAGACAAAUCAGAUGUUUCACUCAAUGGUAGAAGAGGAAAUCAGAUAAUGAAUGAUGUUGGGUUUGAUGUUGCUGGAUCAGAUUCUGUUGCCUUUAAAGCUUCGUUUGGCAUAGUGACCAAACAUGAGGUUGAAGUACCAACGUUACUUAACGAACUUACUACAAGAAAAAUAAACUUUGAUCAUUGUCUAGUCCAUCAAUCAAGAAAAAGUAGGAUGGAAAUUUUGUGUGUGGUUAUGGAAAGUAUUAGAACUACGAGGCAGUGCUCCUUAACUGUCCAUACUGGAAUGCGUGGAGAAACAAUGAGGUUUCACAUUAUUGAAGAUCAGAAUUAUAAAGGGCGAGACAAAGCCAUUGUUUUCCCUGCACAUACAACUAUUGCUUUUAGUGUAUUUGAACUUUAUAUUCAUUUGGAUGGUAAUUUCGAACUCUGUGUGACUCCAGUUUCAAAAGGAGGAUUUGAAAAAGAGAAAUCUGGAUCAUCUUCACUGACCAAAUUAAGGAGGUUAAAGAGUAAUCUGUUUCAUCGAAAUAAGAGAGUAGUGGAUACCAUUGCUAACUCUGAUGCUUACUUGGAGGAUCUUUUUACAGAUUACUAUGAAAAAGCUGCGAGCAUGACAGACCUCUCUACGAGCUAUCUCAGAGAAGGGUCUCAUAUCCGAAUUAAUUUACUUAAUAACAACAUCCCCAAAGGUCCCUGUGUACUUUGUGGAAUGGGAAGUUCUAAAAGGGAGACGGUCUACGGGUGCCUAGAGUGUUCUUUUAAUGGACAGAAGUAUGUACGACUGCAUGCUGUGCCCUGUUUUGACCUCUGGCAUAAGAGAGUAAGGUAACUGAGCUAGGUAAGUGCCUGUUGUCACAGACAUGGGCAUAACUGUGCCACAGACUUUUCAGAAUUAGUAAAUAUGUUGACAUGCAAAAUAGUGAAAGUGCAAAACAUUUUAUUACACUAUUAUCUUCAAAUUAUUUGCUUCAUAGUCAAUGACCUUUUACUUGAAAAUGCCCUCAUGCAUUCCCCGACAUUGCCCCUCUUCUUUCUAGAACCUUCCUCUUUCAUUAUCAUAAUGAAAAAUGUACUUUUAAACUAUAUUUUCAUAAUAUCAAAAUAUAUGCUAGAGCUUAAUUUUAAGUUGUUUACACAAACUUGUUGUUAAACCCCCAUACAUUGCCUUUAUCUACACUGGCAUGAUGGUAAAAUGAGAGUAUUUGUUAAUAAUUUAGUGUUCUCAUGAAUGUUUAAUUGAAGUAUCAGAUUAAAAAACAUGCUAAAACUUA
Falco peregrinus (peregrine falcon) is the source of this 2074-nucleotide messenger RNA. It is a transcript of the gene PJVK, whose product is annotated as pejvakin. Gene Ontology annotation, cellular component: cytoplasm. The transcript is spliced from 6 exons. The coding region runs from base 559 to 1632 and encodes 357 amino acids. The record is from RefSeq and is a predicted model, not a curated record. NCBI's taxonomy places the organism in Eukaryota, Metazoa, Chordata, Aves, Falconiformes, Falconidae. Gene Ontology annotation, biological process: programmed cell death.